Molecule: messenger RNA, 741 nt
Organism: Adineta steineri
Lineage: Eukaryota; Metazoa; Rotifera; Eurotatoria; Adinetida; Adinetidae
Source: the annotation of a GenBank genome assembly
AUGGGUCAAGGAAUGAGCGAGGUAGCAUCUGGUGUCUAUGUCACAAGUGCACUUGUGGCUCGACAAAGUAAAGUACUUGAUGAAUUUGGUAUUACUCAUGUUAUAUCAAUACAAGCAAAACCUAUUAAUCCAUUUGCACAUCGUGAAUAUCUUUUAAUUCCAGCGAAAGAUCAUGUAUCACAAGAUUUAUUACAAUUUGCUGGACAAUGCAAUGAUUUUAUUCAUAGUGCACGUCUUAAUCAAGGCAAAGUUUUAAUUCAUUGUGUUGAAGGAAAAAGUCGUAGUCCAUCAAUUGCUUGUAUGUAUUUAAUGACUAUUACUGGUAUAUCAUGGUCGGAUAUGAUUAAUAGUCUUCGUGGUGUACGAACACUUGUAGAUCCUAAUUUUGCAUUUCAACGACAAUUAAAAUAUUUCUAUGAAAACGUGAUGAUACAAGAACGUGAACGUUUAUUUACUAAAUUCGGUUCAUUUACGAUGAUUGAUGAUGAUACAUCAUUCGUUUUGAAAAAUUUAGCUUUAUAUAAUGAAGAACAACGUCGUCGAUUAACAGGAAAUGUUGUUGUUAUUGAUGAACGACAUUUACCAACGAAUAAUAUUUCUCCUUAUAUAUCUGUGAAUAAUGACAAAACAAAAAAUUUGAAUGAAACAGAUUCUGAUCCUAAUUCAUUUUUCAACGAUCCAGAUCACUUACCACUCACACCCGUGUCUCAAAGUCUUCUUGAUGAUAUGUUCUCAUCUUAA